Messenger RNA from Rhea pennata, 936 nucleotides. RefSeq names its product olfactory receptor 14A16-like. The transcript has a single exon. Gene Ontology annotation, cellular component: membrane. Lineage: Eukaryota; Metazoa; Chordata; Aves; Rheiformes; Rheidae. Gene Ontology annotation, molecular function: odorant binding; olfactory receptor activity; G protein-coupled receptor activity. Gene Ontology annotation, biological process: G protein-coupled receptor signaling pathway. The record is from RefSeq and is a predicted model, not a curated record. Bases 1 to 936 code for a protein of 311 amino acids.
AUGUCCAACAGCAGCUCCCUCAACGGCUUCCUCCUCCUGGCGUUUGCAGCGACACAAGAUUUGCAGCUCUUGCACUUCUCCCUCUUCCUGGGCAUCUACAUGGCUGCUCUUGUGGGCAACGGCCUUGUCAUCACAGCUGUGGCUUGCGACCACCAUCUCCACACCCCCAUGUAUUUCUUCCUUCUCAACCUCUCUGUUCUGGACAUCAGCUCCAUCUCUACCACUGUCCCCAAAUCUAUGGCCAAUUCCCUGUGGAACACCAGGGCCAUUUCCUACUCAGGAUGUGUUGCCCAGGUCUUCCUGUUUUUCUUUUCAGUUGGUGUGGAGUAUUCUCUCCUCACUGUCAUGGCCUAUGACCGCUAUGUUUCCAUCUUCAGACCCCUGCACUACUGGACCAUCAUGGACAGCAGAGCUUGCGUCAAAAUGGCAGCAGCUGCCUGGGCCAGUGGGUUUCUGAAUGCUGUCAUGCACACUGCCAACACAUUCUCAAUAUCCCUGUGCCAAGGCAAUGCUGUGGACCAGUUCUUCUGUGAAAUCCCCCAGAUCCUCAAGUUCUCCUGCUCAGAAUCCUACCUCAGGGAAGUUGGGCUUAUUGUGGUUACUGCCUGCUUAAUCUUUGGCUGCUUUGUUUUCAUUGUGCUGUCCUACGUGCAGAUCUUCACUGCUGUGCUGAGGAUCCCCUCUGAGCAGGGCCGACAUAAAGCCUUUUCCAUGUGCCUCCCGCACCUGGUUGUGGUCUCCCUGUACAUCAGCACUGGCACCUUUGCCUACCUGAAGCCCUCCUCUGUCUUCUCCCCAUCUCUGGACCUAGUGGUGGCUGUUCUGUACACAGUGGUGCCUCCAGGAGUGAACCCCCUCAUCUACAGCAUGAGGAACAAGGAGCUCAGAGAUGCACUGAAUAAACUGAUUCAGCUGAUCCUAGUUCAGAAGAAGUAA